Messenger RNA from Leucoraja erinaceus (little skate), 1748 nucleotides. RefSeq names its product RAB5C, member RAS oncogene family (gene rab5c). The record is from RefSeq and is a predicted model, not a curated record. Gene Ontology annotation, molecular function: GTP binding; GTPase activity. The transcript is spliced from 6 exons. The coding region runs from base 262 to 912 and encodes 216 amino acids. Lineage: Eukaryota; Metazoa; Chordata; Chondrichthyes; Rajiformes; Rajidae.
CCGGCGACGCGAAGGCGGAAAGGCGGAAGUGGAGGCCGAGACUUGGGCCCGGAGUUUUGUUUAAUCUGAAGCAGUGAAGAGAAGUGGAAUAAGAGUUGGGAGAAGGGCGACGCCGUUGCCGCCGACACCGCCGCCCUUGUUUGCUCCGUUGCCACCGUGUGAUUCGAACUUGCUGAUAGCGGCCUCUGAAGUCUCAGCCUUGACGCAUCACUUCUGCUGUUGAAACUUGGAACGUUUCUUCAAGCCUCUGCACUUUAGGCCAUGACGGGUCGGGGUAACGCGGCUCGAUCCAAUGGACCAGCCGCUGGGAACAAAAUCUGUCAGUUUAAAUUGGUGCUCCUGGGCGAGUCAGCAGUGGGCAAAUCCAGUCUCGUUUUGCGCUUUGUGAAAGGACAGUUCCAUGAAUACCAAGAAAGCACAAUUGGAGCUGCCUUUCUAACGCAGACAGUCUGUUUGGAUGACACAACUGUUAAAUUUGAGAUUUGGGAUACUGCUGGACAAGAGAGGUAUCACAGCUUGGCACCAAUGUACUACAGGGGGGCGCAAGCUGCCAUUGUGGUCUAUGAUAUAACCAACACAGACACAUUUGCACGGGCGAAGAACUGGGUAAAGGAACUACAGCGACAAGCCAGUCCGAAUAUAGUGAUUGCAUUAGCUGGGAACAAGGCUGACCUUGCAAAUAAGCGAGCAGUGGAAUUUCAGGAAGCACAAGCAUAUGCAGAAGACAACAGCUUGCUGUUCAUGGAGACAUCAGCAAAGACUGCAAUGAAUGUGAAUGAAAUAUUUAUGGCCAUAGCCAAGAAGCUGCCGAAAAACGAGCCUCAGAAUGCAGGUGGAACCUCGGGCCGAACCAGAGGUGUGGACCUCCAGGAGACCAGUCCGCAAAAUCGGAGCCAGUGCUGCAGUAAUUAAGCUGGUAAUUGCAGGUGUCCUCACAAAACCCGACCGGAAUCCCCUUUUACCACUCGCACUUACCGCAAGAGCGGCUGCAGAUCGCUGCAUUGAUUCUUCACACCACUCCAAUCAUCCAGGAGGAAGUUCACCAACACUUUUUCCAUAUGAAAUUUUAAGUCUUAAUCACUUAAUAUCAACCUUUAGCUCUUCCCUUCUAAUUCCAGCGGCGGAUGCAUGCACCAGUUACUUUGAGCCAACUUUACCUGGCAAUUCCUUCAUUUUCAGACUCUACAAUCUUGUAUAUUAUUCUGGAGAGCGAAGAUAUUAAAAAAAAAAAAAUAGAUUAGGUGUCUUUGUGAAAAUCUGCCUAAAGAACUACUUAGUAUGCAACCCCUCCAAUAAACAUUAACAAAUUAAUUUAACAAGGGGAAUCAGCGGUUAAAUGCUCGUGGUUUUGACCAAAUCACAAUUAUGAAUUUUGAAAAAGAUCUCUGUAUUUGUAAUGUAAGUUUUCUUUGUAUUCAAUCAGUAAACCAUUGUCCAUACAGCACCUUCCAAUAUAGCUGUUUUGUUUUUCCUCUUUGUGUUCGGAUAGCAUGGAGUUUUCUUUUUGGUUUCAUGUGUUAUGCACAAUUCUGUUCAAAUCUUGCAAUAAUUGUAAAUUUCAAUGUCCAUGGAGGUGAUGUGAUGUCCCUAAUGUUAGCAAUUGCAAUCUUACACAAUGCUCGGAUUUGUGGUGUUCAGUCGUGCUAACACUGUUGGCAGUGAAAGAACAUGUUUGUCUGUGUGAGAGAUACCAGUCUGUAAUAAAACAAGUCUGUAAUUUGACAAAUAAAAAUAGAGGGAGGUAUAAA